AUGGGUAACAUGGCAACGGAGAUUGUUGCCUUUAUCCUGACCAUCUCAGGCUGGAUCCUGGUGUCGUCUACCCUGCCGACAGACUACUGGAAGGUGUCUUCUGUGGACGGGACAGUCAUCACCACAGCUACCUUCUGGUCCAACCUGUGGAAAACUUGUGUGACUGAUUCCACCGGUGUGUCCAACUGCAAGGACUUUCCUUCGAUGCUGGCUCUGGACGCCUACAUUCAGGUGUGUCGGGGUCUGAUGAUCGCCGCUGUGUGUCUGGGUUUCUUUGGUGCGAUCUUCGCUUUGAUAGGAAUGAAGUGCACAAAAAUUGGAGGCUCAGAGACCACCAAAGCUCGUCUGACCGUCCUCUCGGGCUUCCACUUCAUUCUCAGUGGCCUCUGCUGUUUGACUGCAUGCUCCAUAUAUGCUCACAGGAUCACAACUGACUUCUUUGACCCCCUCUUUGUUGCUCAGAAGUUUGAGCUGGGAGCAGCUCUCUUCAUCGGCUGGGCUGGGUCUGUGCUGUGUAUCUUAGGAGGACUUAUCUUCUGUUUCUCCCUGUCUGAAGGCUUCAGUAUGAGGCGAGUCGCUGAAUACUCCUACAGUGGAGCUGCAUCAUUUGUCACAACGCGCAACAAGCACGGCAAGACAGUCAACAGCCACCAAAAAGAACCACGGGAGCCUACAAGGCAGUUUGGAAGAAAUGCCUAUGUGUGA
Messenger RNA from Scomber japonicus (chub mackerel), 705 nucleotides. It is a transcript of the gene cldn10a, whose product is annotated as claudin 10a. Gene Ontology annotation, cellular component: plasma membrane; bicellular tight junction. The record is from RefSeq and is a predicted model, not a curated record. The transcript is spliced from 5 exons. Gene Ontology annotation, biological process: bicellular tight junction assembly; cell adhesion. Bases 1 to 705 code for a protein of 234 amino acids. Gene Ontology annotation, molecular function: structural molecule activity. NCBI's taxonomy places the organism in Eukaryota, Metazoa, Chordata, Actinopteri, Scombriformes, Scombridae.